This is a messenger RNA of Phytophthora sojae, 1224 nucleotides long. RefSeq lists its product as hypothetical. NCBI's taxonomy places the organism in Eukaryota, Oomycota, Peronosporomycetes, Peronosporales, Peronosporaceae. The annotation marks the transcript as partial. The record is from RefSeq and is a predicted model, not a curated record. The transcript has 3 exons.
AUGUCGGAUAAUACCAACGCAGAAGUCGAGAACAGCCCAACGACUCCUCCAGCAGCAGUCGAAGACGCCGAAACCUUUGACGACCCAACUGAGAAAACCACGUUCUUCCACGGUGUGAACCUGCGCACGCAACCGGUGCUCACUAAGCGAGGCCGAAAGACUGGCAAAAUAGUAUCGCGGGUUUUCGUUAUCUUGGAAGGAUAUCUCUUUUACUUCCAGCACCCCGCAGCUCCGGCGCCAUGUGGUGUUUUAGCACUGCAAAAUGCUGAAUAUUUCGUGCACUCGUAUGCGUCUUCCGCACUACUGGGGAACUUCUGCAUUGAGCUUCGAUCGCCCCUCAGAGCCUGGGGUACCCUCAUUCUCCACUUCCAUGGGUAUACCCCCAUGGCAAUCCACGAAAUCAAGCAGAUGAUGAACGCCGCUGGGGCGCAUCCUCGACGCAACCAGUUCGACAAGAACGGCGUCGAGAUCGAGAACAGUCGUCGGAGCACGAAGCAGCGUCGACCGUCUCGCUUGAUCACUCUCUCCAGCAUUUCGAAUCUCAUCCCGCACUGGGCGCGACGCAAUGGAGCCGGACGCAACAGUAUGAGUGGCCGGGAAGAAGACAGCGUGUUGAUGCUCGAAAGCGAGACCGAGUUCGAUGCAGACGCAGAUAACGUCAACUCCAACAGCGGCGCAGAGAGUAAUACGGUUGUCUGCCGGGUCACAAGAGGCUCCCGGACCAGCCUCCUUAAAGUCAAUUUGCGCAGUACGAGCAUCGGUGGCGAGCCUAGCGAUGGCAACAGAGAUAGCAGACGCCCCAGCAAUCACCAGUUCCUCCAGCUGUGCCAAAAUACCCGGCUAUCGUUCACGCAACGAGGUCAGCCACGUCGGCACUUCAGUCUGGACGAACAAGAAGAGCUCGUCGCGGAGCAGGACAUCAGUCCAGAGCACUGUCACGAGCUGUGUGUCAAUGGCUUUGUGGAGAACGCUGGUCGUCGACUGUUCCACUUCAUCUGGCCCUGGGAGGGUCUCCAGCACCUCCGUCCGAACCGCAGGCAGAGUGACGCAGCGCUACGUUUCUCGGUAGUGGUCCAGAGUGCAAACCAAAGAACGCAGGGGCCUCGCAUUCGCUUCGUAUCGGCCUUUGAACCAUCCAGACAGUUUGACGCCACUACUAUGGCGAUGAUGAGGCAGUGGGUCUCACCGCAGCAACAGCAGAGACUUGCUAUCUGUGCGGCUGAU